This is a messenger RNA of Talaromyces amestolkiae, 1428 nucleotides long. RefSeq lists its product as uncharacterized. The transcript is spliced from 2 exons. The record is from RefSeq and is a predicted model, not a curated record. The coding region runs from base 1 to 1428 and encodes 475 amino acids. Lineage: Eukaryota; Fungi; Ascomycota; Eurotiomycetes; Eurotiales; Trichocomaceae.
AUGACUGAAGAGUCUCUCCUUGAAGGUGGACGAUCAGCACGAAAGAAUUUACAGGAAGCGGGCUUCUCGGAUGAUCUGAAACGAACUCUGGAAGAGAAGAUCAAGGCUGCUUCAUUCAAGAGCGAUAAUGCGCAAGCAUUUUCUGUCUUGGAUACACCUGCAAGCGCAGGAAAAGGUACUCGCGAACAUGCCAUGGCAGCACCUUGGCGCGGGACAGAAAAUGUCCAAGACACCGCACUUCGAAUGCUCGACGACGCCAAAAAGCCCAUACGAAUCCCCUUCAAGAUCCCGAGUCCUGCGAUGCCCGUCAACGUAAAUCUGAAGCCGGGCGCAAAGGUUCGCCACUCAACCGGAAGUCGUCUCGCAAGUGCGCGGGACAAGACACAAACGUAUGCACUGAGUCAGAGCUUGGGCCUAUCGGAUAAGGAGAGAGAGGAAAUGAGAAGCCAACUCACUGCGCGAUUUGAGGCUGGAGCACGCUCGCUACCCAUGACGUUAUCGGGGCUAUCGUCGCUCGCAAAUGAGCGAAUCGAAGAUGCCAUUGCGCGAGGCCAGUUCAAGAAUCUGCCGAGAGGAAAAGGCAAACAUACAACAACGGACCAUAAUGCGAACAGCGCUUAUAUCGAUACAACGGAGUAUUUCAUGAACAAGAUCAUCCAGAAGCAAGAAAUCGUGCCGCCCUGGAUAGAAAAACAGCAAGAUCUCGCUCGAGAAAUUGACCGAUUUAGACAAAGGCUACGAACAGAAUGGCGCAGACAUGCCGCCAGGUUGAUUUCGAGCCAAGGAGGUUCUUUAGAGGAACAACGACGACGCGCGCGAGGAUACGCAGCAGCGGAAGCUCGGUUAGUAGCAAAGAAGAAACUCGAGGCGUCGCUUACUUUGGACGAUACGGUGGUUCUGCCUAGUUAUUCCCAGAUCAGUCAUGAUGGUCGAAUUACUUCUGGGCGACCAAAAGCUGUACCCGUGCCGCGCACAGAACCGGCGAAAACGGAAAAAGAUGGGGUUGUAGUUGAAGAUAUCACGUCGAACGAAUCUGGCGAGCUACUUCCGCAUUUAUCACCACUGAGAGAUCCGGACUACAUGUCUAUCGAGCGAGGCUGGCACGAGUUACAGAUUAAAAGUAUCAACGAUCUGACACGGUCAUACAAUCUACAAGCUCCGCGACUUGCACAGAAACCAUACUUGAACCUAGAGCGAGAAUUGAACUCGUGCUAUGCAGAUGUAGCGCCAUCACUAGCCGACGAGCUUACCAUGCGAGCAACUACACCUCGCAAGGCAUCGACUACUGUCAGAAAGCCAGCUGGUAAUCUGCUGGAAGAUAUAAUACAAUCUAAUCAGAAAGUGCGAGUGUACGAUGAAGAUCGAUCCAAAGGCUAUGGAUUGAAAGAAUUCUGGCGAGACCUUUGGAGGCGAGAGAAGGUGACUUAG